Cercocebus atys (sooty mangabey) is the source of this 1620-nucleotide messenger RNA. RefSeq names its product tetraspanin 4 (gene TSPAN4). The record is from RefSeq and is a predicted model, not a curated record. The coding region runs from base 424 to 1140 and encodes 238 amino acids. NCBI's taxonomy places the organism in Eukaryota, Metazoa, Chordata, Mammalia, Primates, Cercopithecidae. The transcript has 9 exons. Gene Ontology annotation, cellular component: membrane.
UUGCAGGGGAGGAGGAUGAAGGGUUUUCUGGAUCCAGAGUGGUGCUGGCCAGAUCCACUGCACACUUGGGAUUUUUGCUCCCAACCUGGCCAGGGCCCUGGGCAGCUUCCCCAGUGGCAUUUGUCAUACCCCACCCAGCCACGUGCAGAGCCACGAGCGGAGGCCACUUCCCUUCCCUGACCCCCUCCCCCCAGGAUGAGUGGACGCACAUCCUGCUCGGGCAGAGGGGCAGGACAGGGGCCGUGAGUAACGGUGGCCUGGGGUCAGAGCCAGGCUCAGCUGCAGAGGCUGCUGGUGGCUGUGGAGAGCUUGGGGCUGCCUUGGUCGCACCCACCGCCUGCCUGCCCACUGGUCAGCCUUCAGGGGCCCUGAGCAGCGCCUGGCCUCUUUCCUGUGGCCAGCCCAGAGCUGAAGCGCUGCGGCAUGGCGCGCGCCUGCCUCCAAGCCGUUAAGUACCUCAUGUUCGCCUUCAACCUGCUCUUCUGGCUGGGGGGCUGUGGCGUGCUGGGCGUCGGCAUCUGGCUGGCCGCCACCCAGGGGAGCUUCGCCACGCUGUCCUCCUCCUUCCCGUCCCUGUCGGCUGCCAACCUGCUCAUCAUCACCGGUGCCUUUGUCAUGGCCAUCGGCUUCGUGGGCUGCCUGGGCGCCAUCAAGGAGAACAAGUGCCUCCUGCUCGCUUUCUUCUUGCUGCUGCUGCUGGUGUUCCUGCUGGAGGCCACCAUUGCCAUCCUCUUCUUCGCCUACACAGACAAGAUUGACAGGUACGCCCAGCAAGACCUGAAGAAAGGCUUGCACCUGUACGGCACGCAGGGCAACGUGGGGCUCACCAACGCCUGGAGCAUCAUCCAGACUGACUUCCGCUGCUGUGGUGUCUCCAACUACACUGACUGGUUUGAGGUGUACAACGCCACGCGGGUGCCUGACUCCUGCUGCCUGGAGUUCAGCGAGAGCUGCGGGCUGCACGCACCUGGCACCUGGUGGAAGGCGCCGUGCUACGAGACGGUGAAGGUGUGGCUCCAGGAGAACCUGCUGGCUGUGGGCAUCUUUGGGCUGUGCACGGCACUGGUGCAGAUCCUAGGCCUGACCUUCGCCAUGACCAUGUACUGCCAGGUGGUCAAGGCAGACACCUACUGCGCAUAGGCUGCCCGCUUCUCUGCCAAAAGGACGCCCACAGGGAGAUGGCCGUGCCCACAGCUGCCUUUCCCACCACCAGCCUCGGUGCUCUGCCCCAUGCUGGGAGGAGGGAGGGAGGGACAGGUGCCCGGAGGCCCUGGAACCCUGUUUCUAGAAGGCCCUGGCUCAGGUGGCUUCAGGGCCUCCAAACUCCCCCCUGGGAGGGGUGGCCACGUGCUGGCUAUGGAACCCAGGGCAGGGGUGGGAGGGGUCUCCAGCACUUUUUAUAUUUACAUAUUCUCCAAAGCAGUGUUCACACGGGUGCCAGUCUGUGGCCCCCAGCCUCCCGGGAAGCGGGUUGGGGCUGCAGGAACAGGGGCUUGGCAUCCUGGAAGUGGCCCCACUGGUCCUGGUGCUCCAGGCAGGGCCAUGGACCCCUUACCUACAUUCCACAGUGGGCCCGUGGGGCUCCUGGUGCAUCCUAAUAAAGUGUGAGCUGCAGCCCUG